Trichomycterus rosablanca is the source of this 6886-nucleotide messenger RNA. It is a transcript of the gene adarb1b, whose product is annotated as adenosine deaminase RNA specific B1b. Gene Ontology annotation, molecular function: double-stranded RNA binding; tRNA-specific adenosine deaminase activity; double-stranded RNA adenosine deaminase activity. NCBI's taxonomy places the organism in Eukaryota, Metazoa, Chordata, Actinopteri, Siluriformes, Trichomycteridae. The record is from RefSeq and is a predicted model, not a curated record. Gene Ontology annotation, biological process: RNA processing; adenosine to inosine editing. The transcript is spliced from 13 exons. The coding region runs from base 370 to 2466 and encodes 698 amino acids. Gene Ontology annotation, cellular component: cytoplasm; nucleolus.
GGCCUCCGAUCAGAUGGUGUCAGUGCGCGGUAGUGAGUAGCGGCUCGAUCCCUGGAGCUGGAGCUCUUCAGCAGCGGAGACACGACUGGUUUUACUGGGUGGUUCACUGGAGCACGACUCGCUCUGAUUCCAUUCAGGGAGAGAAUUAACGACCGCUGUAUGAGCAGCACAGCACUGUAGCUUGACCAAACAUAGGAGCAGAACCAGCCAGUGAGAGGCGACUGUUUCUCUGAUCAUCUUCAACCGUUUAUUAAAACCACGUCACUUCUAAAGGUCAGCUGAUCCAUCAAGAGUCCAGCUUCUCUAACUAUUAGACACUCAGGCGGAGCGGGGGUGCGGCAGCUUCGGCCUCAGCAGAAACUCUUCACUAUGGACUUGGAUGAGGAGGAGAACAUGAGUUCCUGCAGCACCGACGUCAAGGAAAACCGCAACCUGGACAACGUCUCCUCCAAAGAGGGGACGGGCAGGCCCGAGCAGCUCCCCAACGGCAGCAGAGGAGGCGGCCGCAAACGCCCCCUGGAGGAGGGCAAUAAUGGUCACGCGCACUCCAAGUUCAGACCCAAGAAGCGUAAGAAAACUCCGGGGCCGGUGCUCCCCAAAAACGCCCUGAUGCAGCUAAACGAAAUAAAACCGGGCCUCCAGUACAAGCUUCUGUCCCAGACCGGUCCAGUCCAUGCACCCGUAUUCGUCAUGACCGUUGAGGUGAACGGGCAGAUUUUCGAGGGUUCGGGCCCCACCAAGAAGAAAGCCAAGCUAAACGCCGCUGAGAAAGCCCUGCGCUCCUUCGUGCAGUUCCCGAACGCCUCAGAGGCGCAUCUGGCCAUGGGGCGCACCCUCACCAUCAACACAGACUUCACCUCGGACCAGGCCGAUUUCCCCGACAUGCUCUUCAACGGGUUCGAGACUCCGGCGCAGCACGAGGACUUCUACCUGGGCUCCAACGCCAACGGCUCCCUGAACCCGCUUGGAGAAUAUCCCGUUCUCCAAACGGCGGGCGCAAACAGCCUGACGCAGGCGCCCCUGCCCGCCCCCUCCACCUUCAGCACGUCCUCCAGCGGUAAGAACCCGGUCAUGAUCCUGAACGAACUGCGACCGGGCCUGAAGUACGAGUUUGUGUCCGAGAGCGGCGAGAGCCACGCCAAGAACUUCGUCAUGUCGGUGACGGUGGAUUCUCAGAACUUCGAGGGAUCCGGCAGGAACAAGAAGCUGGCAAAGGCCCGCGCCGCUCAAGCCGCUCUGUCCGCUCUGUUUAACAUGCAGCUGGACCAGACGCCAUCCCGCCAGCCAAUCCCACGAGAGGGUCUUCAGCUACACCUGCCACAGGUUUUGGCGGACGCCGUCUCUCGUCUCGUGGUGGACAAAUUCAGCGAGCUGACGGACAACUUCACGUCCCCUCAUGCUCGGAGGAAAGUGCUGGCUGGAGUGGUCAUGACAACAGGCACUGAUGUGAAGGAGGCUCAGGUGAUCUGUGUCUCCACCGGAACCAAGUGCAUAAACGGCGAAUACAUGAGCGACCGCGGCCUGGCGCUGAACGACUGCCACGCCGAGAUCAUCGCUCGCCGCUCCCUCCUCCGAUACCUGUACAUGCAGCUGGAACAUUUCCUCAGCAACGGCAAAGAGGAGCACGAGAAAUCCAUCUUCACUCAGUGUGAUAAACACGGCUACCGACUGAAGGACAACGUCCAGUUUCACCUGUACAUCAGCACGUCGCCGUGUGGAGACGCUCGGAUCUUCUCCCCCCACGAGGCGGGCGUCGAAGAUCAGGGAGACCGACACCCGAACAGAAAGGCUCGGGGUCAGCUGAGGACUAAGAUUGAGUCGGGCGAGGGAACCAUCCCAGUGCGCUCCAACAACACCAUCCAGACGUGGGACGGGGUUCUACAGGGGGAGAGACUCCUCACCAUGUCGUGCAGUGACAAGAUCGCCAGGUGGAACGUGGUGGGGAUCCAGGGCUCACUGAUGAGCUACUUCACUGAGCCCAUCUACUUCUCGAGCAUCAUCCUGGGCAGCCUGUACCACGCUGAUCACCUCUCACGUGCCAUGUACCAGCGCAUCGCCGAUAUCGAACAUCUGCCCCAGCAGUUUACUCUCAACCGGCCCCUGCUCAGCGGAAUCAGUAACGCGGAGGCACGGCAGCCGGGUAAAGCUCCAAACUUUAGCGUGAACUGGACUGUGGAAGACCAGAGCCUGGAGAUCAUCAACGCCACCACGGGAAAGGACGACAUGGGCCGACCGUCUCGCCUCUGCAAGCAUGCUCUGUACAGCCGCUGGGUUCGGCUGCACUCUAAGCUCUCGUCCACCUUAAGGAUCAAAAUGGUCAAGCCGAGUUCGUACCACGAAGCCAAACAGGCGGCGGUGGAGUACCACGACGCCAAGCAGGCGCUCAUCAAAGCCUUCCAGAAAGCUGGUUUGGGGGCCUGGGUGAAGAAGCCUAUAGAACAGGACCAGUUCUCUCUCAGCUCCUGAAGGGUGGAGCUCAAAGAUCUGAACGAUACGACUAAAACCAGCUGAUGAUACGUCAUGUGUGUGUGUGUGUGUGUGUGUAAGUGUGUGUGUGUGGGUGUGUGUGUGUUUCCAGCCCUUCAGUCCCACAUAACUCAUCAUAAAUCGGUUCGUUGGACGAUACCUGUUUGGUUAGAUGGGUCAGAACUAUUGAUGAAUUAAAGAGGAGGCUUCCGAUGGCACAAACACCCACUUUUAUUCCUUUUUUGUUCUUUUUAUUCUGUUUUAUUUGUAAAUGUCAGUGGUUCAUGUCCUGUUUUCUCAUGUCAAACAGUGGUUUAGUAAGCAGAUCGUUUUUUUGAUGAUGAAUUGGACGUCGGACCCGGAUACGGUAUCUGUUUUUAAAGAUCCUGGCCUCAGACCUUCAUGAAAAACAGUAAAUCUAUUCAUUUUUUUAUUCCCGUCUGUAGUUUUCAUUAGUUUUUAUGACACGUUGCAUCACGGUGCAUCACAGUUGAUCACACUACUGACUUCCUUGCAUGUUUGUACUGUGUAUUUGUGUGUCGUCUGUAUUUCUCCGGACAAAAAGUAGAUCUCCUACGACGCUGCCUUCUUUUGUCCAUUUUCCCAGCGUCACCACUUCAGGCGUUUAGAUACUUUUACAGAAAUGUCUUUUAUAAACUGCAUGAAAAAAACUCCCACGCUAGGUUUUGUAGCGCCUCCCGUUUAGCUACUACGAGUCGGCGUCUGAGUUAAGUGUCGUAAAGCUAAUGCCGAACGUUUUACCCCCCUGCUUUUAGAGCCAAUCAGGAAACGACUCUUCAGUGGUGCACGUUUUUGUUAAACGUCUCUUUGCAUGGAAGGAAUGAACAGUUUUUAGGGGCGAUUUUAAAACACCCCACAUCCCUCAUGGCUGCAGCUUUGUUCUCAUUCAAAUUUCCAGCGCCCGCGUCCGUUUAGCACAGACGUCUUCGUUGGCGGAGCCGUAUGGAGGUCGGCCUUCCUGAUGCAAUUUUUUCCUGCUGUUUAAAAGCUUGUGCACUUGGGAAGGGAGCAUGUUUUUAUUUUUAUCAAACUUUUAUUCUACUGCGGGUUUUUAUAUGGCAAAUCGUGAAGAAUGUAUGUUUAAACAAUAUACACUAUACAGCCAAAAGUUUGUGGACACCUGCCACUAUUUUCAUCACGUUUGAACCUGUGAUCCACCAGUUCCAAUAGAUACUGUUAUAAGUCACAAGAGCAUCAUACUGGCAGCUAAGUUCCCUUAAACCAGCAGCAUCCAAACUUUUCUUGUUGGGGGCCAGACGGAGUAAACAAUACACGACCACGGGGCCACAGAGUGUUUAGUAAUAAAAGAAAUAAAAAUAUAACCUAGCUCCUGAUUACUAACAAUUCCACUUUAUGUUUAUCUGAGUGAUUAAUGAUCUAGCGUCCACAGUCACUCACCAGUUUAUAAUCCUAAUAGAACGAUUAUUAUACUUCUUGAAAUUAAACCACUUCCCUCUGAACGCCUGAAAUCUUCUGUGUUCUUUUCUCUGAAGCCACCGUGUUUAUCCAAAAACUGGGGAACGUUAAUGUAGGUGUGAUGUUAAUGUUUUGAGUCGGGGGAAUGAAGACGGGGAGAGUUUUAGAUCUUUAGAUUUUAGUUUAAUGUGAGAGCGCCACCCAGAGGUCAAACAAAUCAAGCAGUUUUGUUUAAAACCUGCUUAAUAACGGAACAACUUUAUUUCUAAAAUACCUCGUGAGCUGUAUUACAAAUUGUGACACCCCUGUCUUAGACCAAACUGAGCAAGCUAUUUUUAUAAAUUUUACUUUGUAGCAUGACGUGUUUUAUUUUCUUUUGCAACAAACCAAAUUUAACAAAUAAAAUUACAGGUAAUAAGCAGAUGAGUGAUAUAUACACCGAUGAGGCAUAACAUUAUGACCACCUUCUUAAUAUUGUGUUGGUUCCACUUUUGCUGCCCCAUACGCAACAAACUGUGCUGCACCGUGUAUUCUGACACCUUUCUAUCAGAACCAGCAUUAACUUCUUCAGCAAUUUGAGCUACAGUAGCUCGUCUGUUGGAUCGGACCACACGGACCAGCCUUCGCACCCCACGUGCAUUAAUGACCCUGUCGCCGGUUUACCACUGUUCCUUCCUUGGAGCACUUUUGAUAGAUACUGACCACUGCAGACCGGGAACACCCCACAAGAGCUGCAGUUUUGGAGAUGCUCUGACCCAGUCGUCUAGCCAUCACAAUUUGGCCCUCGUCAAACUCGCUCAGAUCAUCACGCUCGCCCAUUUUUCCUGCUUCUAACAUCAACUUUGAGGAUACAAUGUUCACCCCCCCCCCCCCCCCCCCCAACAGGUGCCGUGAUAAAGAGAUAAUCAGUGUUAUUCACUUCACCUGUCAGUGCUCAUAAUGUUAUGUCUGGUCGGUGUAAGUUAAAUCCUAAUUUCUACAGUACUUUGGCCCUCUAGGACUGAAGUCUGACACUUUCCCUUUAGGAUGUCUUUGUAUGCUGUAGCAAAAGCAUUUUCCUUCACUCUUUACGCCACUGGGCAUCCACACCACAGUUUCAGUGGUAUGUAGAUGCACGUUGAUUUUUAUAGACCGGAAAUAUGAUUCCAUGAAAUAAAGGGUGUCUAUGUACUUUUGGCAGUGUAGUAAGUCGAUUUAGUAUAGAGAUCUUAUUUUUUAACGCAGACACAGGCAGCGUGUGAAUAUAUUUUACAUCACAUUGCGGUUGGUUUUAUCGCUGCAGGUCUGCCGGCUGAUUUCUGAAUUGAAUUUAUCCUGCAGUUCCAAACAUGACUGGAUUUACUGAAUUCUCUCAACAGCAUGAUGUUUCUUAUAACCAAGUCGUGUGUGUGUGAGCGAAUGUGUGAGCGUGUGUGUGCGAGCAUGUACCUGCUGCUGAGCCCUACUGGUUCUCUUACCGAGAUAUCAGUGCAACAGGACUUGGAGAUUGCUGAUUAAUCUUCACCAAAGAUGAUGUCUCUCUCUCUCUCUCUCUCUCUCUCUCUCUCUCUUUUUCUUUUUAAAGCUGAAAAAAUAAAAAACUGAACAGCAUUUUUAUUAUUUUUGAACUUGUUGACGCAUCACGAAUGCAAAGUUUACUUAAACUGCUCAUCAAGGGUUUCUUUUUUUUUUUUAUGGGGUAUUUUCAUUUCAUGAUAUAUUCCAGUAGGUGGAUUGAACAUGAAACCAGGUCUGUUUGAUUUGUGCGGUGAUUUCAGAGUCGCGUUUCUCUACCUGUUCGUUUGCUCCUGUAAAUAUUGUGAUGCUCUUUGUUGUUGCCAUGGAAACUUUGCAUCUAUUAUUGAUAUGUUUUGAAUGUGUGUGUUUUUCAUAAUGCUCAAUUCCACAAAUGUACAAAAAAACAACAACAAUGAAACUGAAAACGGUAGCUUCUGUACUACGUAUUAAUGCCAGCAUUAGUUUUCUUUCUGUUUGUUUUUAUACCGUAUUUGACUUAAUGUUCCACGUCUGGUAGAUCCAGAGAAAAGAGACAGAAAUUGGGUCCGUCUAAAAAUCCUCCUGAGCUGCCUUGUGUGGCUGCCUAAGUAGGGAGGAUUCUAAUAAGACAUCGAACUCAUAAUGCGGACUAUUUAGGCGCACUACUUAGACAGCGAUCACUCCGAUUGCAACACUGCAGCGUUAGCUUAAUGAGCUAACACAGUUAGCCUCAUAGCCUCAGCCCAUUCAAACCGGCGGGCUGAAGCGGCGCAACCCGCUAGCAUGUCGGCUAACGGUUAAACUGUCCCUGACGAGCCCGAAUUUACUAUUAAUAAAUGACACUUGUAUUAUUACACCUUUAUACAGAUUUAAAAUAUAUGAGAAUUUAUUUACAUUUGAAAAGAAAUACGAUAUGUAAAAUGUAUAAAUGUUUAAAUGAAACCUCAAAAAUGUAAACAUAAAUCUCAAACCCCCACAGGUUAAAGCCCAGAUGUGAUAAAAGUGCUAGACAGGUUACAGGGAAUUAUUAUUAUUAUUAUUAUUAUUAUUAUUAUUAUUGAACUUGAGUCACUGUUCUGACUGUCUAAGCUUUACUUCAUUGCUUCUGCUGUUCUUUAUCACUAACCAAGAUGUCAACAAAUGAUGUCAACAACACGAUCCUAACCUGGACGGACGUUUCUUUUGUAUUAUUUUGGAACUGGAGCGUGUUUGGGACUUAGUUUUAGUACAUGAGUCCUGACUCUACCCUGUGAUCAGUGCUUCGGUCCUGGUCAGUCCUGUUCUGCGAGCACCGUGAUUUGGCGACUGUAGGAGGGGGUACGGCGGUGCUCCUCACGGCCUCCUCCUGCAGCGUCUUCUGUAAAAAUCCACAUGGGUCACCUGCAUGAGCUCCUCCACUGAAGCUGCACCCAGCAUGAUGAUUAUCAAAGGACUUGUAUGUAGGAAAAAAUGCAUAGAUGUAUAUAAUAAUGAGAAAAAAAAUAAACAAAAUAUUAGUUUACCUUCA